AAUUCCAUGCGCGCGGGUCGCAAGCGCGUCGCUCGGUUAAGCAACCACUAUCCCAAUUCCUUUCUCGUAUUCAAAAAAGAACUCAUUAGUUAGUUUCUAUUAUCAAAUUUUGAAUCGUUGUCAUGUGUUUUGUUUUUAAAAUUUGGUGGCCGGCCAAAGUAAACUUUUGCAAAAGUUUGUUUUAAAAGUUUUUCUUGUUUAAAUUUUUUUGAGUUUGCACUUUGGAAAUGUUUUGUGAUUACAUUGUUAUGUUGUUGUUCGCUUUUGUGGUUAUUGUUUAGUGCUUGGUUUUCGAUUACAAUUUCUGUUACUGUUAUUAAAUGUACCGUUCGAAGUUUCUUUUAUAAUUUGCGGUGUUUUUGUGGAGUGAGUACGGGGUUAACUUUAAAAAAGUGCAUUUGAAGUGACCUGUAACGUUAGUUCUAGGGCACUAUGAAGCUUCUCUGGAAAGUUUUGUGCACCCUACUUCUACUUAUACAGGCUGUUCUCGGUAACUGGUGGAAUUUAGCAGCCGUCCGGCAACAGUCCCCGCACGGCAACACAUCGUUAGAUACGGUCAUGCCGCUGCACAAAGACAACUGUCACAGACUAGAGUAUCUGGUGGAGCGACAGAAACAGCUGUGUUUGCUCUCCGACAAAAUGAUACAGGUUCUUCAGACCGGUGCGCUACAGGCUGUGGAAGAAUGUCAGCAUCAAUUUCGACACAGCCGCUGGAAUUGCAGUACAAGUAUUGCUGAAAACUCAACAGACAUUUUCGGUGGAGUACUGAAAUUCAAAUCACGAGAGUCAGCAUUUGUACAUGCACUAUCUGCAGCUGCUCUUGCGCAUACAGUAGCGCGCGCUUGCAGCCGCGGUGAACUGAACGAGUGCUCCUGCGAUGCUCGUGUGAGGAAACGCACGCCGAGACACUGGCAAUGGGGAGGGUGCUCUGAGGAUAUAAGAUAUGGCGAGAUGUUUAGUCGAGACUUCAUAGAUUCCAAAGAAGAUAAGAACACUAAUGAAGGGCUGAUAAAUUUACACAACCAUGAAGCAGGACGAAGGGCAGUACGAGGUCGUAUGCAACGCGUGUGCAAAUGUCAUGGUAUGUCUGGAUCUUGUUCGGUCCGCGUGUGCUGGCGUCGGCUGCCUCAACUCAGGCUGGUUGGUGACGCUCUCAUUACCAGAUACGAAGGAGCCUCUCAUGUUAAGAUCGUUGAAAGAAAAAGAGGCAAGAAUAUAAGAAAACUGAGGCCACUACACUCGGACAUGAAGAAACCCAAUAAAACUGAUUUGGUGUAUUUGGACGACUCACCUGAUUACUGCGAACCUAAUGAAGAACUCGGUAUCUUAGGCACUAGCGGUCGCACAUGCAACCGCACAUCAGCUGGGCUCGACGGUUGCCGGUUGCUAUGCUGUGGUCGCGGCUACCAGACCAGGGUACGCGACCAUGAGGAAAAAUGCAACUGUCGCUUUGUCUGGUGCUGCAAGGUUCAUUGUGAAGUCUGUCGCUACAAAAAGGAUCACCAUGUUUGUAAUUAAUGGUUUUAUUGUUUGUUUCAAAAUAUUUCGACCUCGUCACUAUUGCUAAGAUCAUUCUGUCUGAUUACAUUGUGCUAUUGUCACUUGGCUUGUAAGAAGAGCUUCUUCGUUUUCAAGUUCUAUUCCUAUUUGAGCUUGUACAACAUCGUUUUUGAGGUUGUAUUAAAGAGUAAGAUUAGGUUGAACAUAUGUUACUUCAUAUGUUAGGUACUUUUAAUAAUUUUGCUAUUGAUUACAGAAUAAGUCCCUCAUACAGAUGCACAGGUUAUGGUAUGAACUUUCAACUAUAAAUUUCUCUAGAGGUUACGGUAUGAAGUUCUAAAAAGAUUAGAAAAAGAGAUUUCUUUGCAAUCAAUAGCAGAUAAUGAUACUCCAAAUGUUAUAGACUACCUAAAGUUUCCCAUUGACAACGAGAAGGGCUGUAUAUUUUUUGCUAGCUCUUCGUGAAUAAACAAAUUUUGGAGCAUCUAUAGAUAACUUUGUAAUGAUGAGUAGUAUUUUGACAUAAAGAAUUAGCAUUCAUUUAGUAAUUUCUAACGCUUUCGUGUAAAAUAACAUGAUAGUAAAAUAAUUGUAUCUAGUAAAGAUUUUGUUGUCGCUAUGACAACAGGAUUAUUAGUAGAUACGAACCUUUUUUUGUGGACGAAUGCACUUUGAUACUAUAAGAAUAAAUUCUUGCCAAUAUUAUUUAAAUUGUGGUUUAGAAGCAAAAAAAAAAAAUAAUAACAAUAAUUUAAACAAUUUAUUUGCAACGAUUGUAGAUGAUUAUUAUUUAAUCAUUGAUACAAAAGUCUUUAUUAAUCCAAUUAACUUAAUUAAUACAAAUAUAAAUUUUAUAUAUUAUUAUCUCUUAAUACUUUAGUUACUUAUCCAUCAUUUCACUUAAUUAUUUUCCUAUUGUGUUAAAAUAAAAAUAAAAUAUAUAUGUAAAUCACUUUUAAU
Galleria mellonella (greater wax moth) is the source of this 2460-nucleotide messenger RNA. RefSeq names its product protein Wnt-1-like. Gene Ontology annotation, cellular component: extracellular region. Gene Ontology annotation, molecular function: cytokine activity; frizzled binding. Lineage: Eukaryota; Metazoa; Arthropoda; Insecta; Lepidoptera; Pyralidae. The coding region runs from base 433 to 1518 and encodes 361 amino acids. The record is from RefSeq and is a predicted model, not a curated record. The transcript is spliced from 8 exons. Gene Ontology annotation, biological process: cell fate commitment; neuron differentiation; multicellular organism development.